Mytilinidion resinicola is the source of this 1490-nucleotide messenger RNA. RefSeq lists its product as uncharacterized. The record is from RefSeq and is a predicted model, not a curated record. Bases 57 to 1151 code for a protein of 364 amino acids. The transcript has a single exon. Gene Ontology annotation, molecular function: protein binding. Lineage: Eukaryota; Fungi; Ascomycota; Dothideomycetes; Mytilinidiales; Mytilinidiaceae.
CUUAAACACUGCAAUUUCAUACGUUUCUUCUUUACACGCAACUGCUUUCUUUAAAGAUGUCCCUAGAGUCUCUUCCAACAGAACUCUACCUCCAAAUCCUCCGCCACGCAGGCGUGAGCGACUUUCCAGUCCAGCUAUCCCUCUUAACAAUCAGCAAACGCUGGUUCGCAAUUGCCCACUCCAUCGCCUUCGAACAUGUCAAGUUUGUCCCAAGAGAAAAUGGCGAAUUUAUACGUCCCGAAACCAGAGCUCAGGAGAACAUUACAACACCGCCAAGAAUCCCACCACCAAUACUGCACGACCGCACAUCCAAAACAAUCCUAGAAAUCCUUUCAACCAACCUUCGCUCUCUCGAACUCGACCUCCUAGACAUCACCUUCAACGCGACACAAUUCCGCGGCCACCACGUCCCCGAAAAUGGGACUACAUACGAGCACACGUGCUGCAUACCCAGCAUAUCCAGCUACAUCGCCUUGCCAGCCCUCCUCCGCGCGAGCCCUCACCUCAAAGCGCUCGACAUCCGCGUCUCCGUCUCCCGCCCCGCCGUAGUUGGGAUCUGGUCCCUCCCACGCGUGCUGCAAUUCCCCGAAUUCAAUGCUCUGCUUUCCGCGCCGCAGAGGGCGCUUACUAGUCUCGUGAUUGAUGUGCAGUAUGAAUGUUACCACUACGAAAAGGAACCCGCGACGUGCCAAACGUGCCUCGGCAUCGCGGCGCAUCUUCCGACGCUGAGGAGGCUGUGCGUCAGGAUGCCGUGGAUUUGUCCAGACGUCCUCUCCUUAUCCGGUUCUACCGCUACUACUACUAUCCCACUCCGCGAACUCGUUAUCAAUCUCACGACGUGGGCCAAGAUGGGGCGAGACGGCUUCCUCGAUAGUAGUAGGAGCUGCCGCGCAGGCGAUCGGCACCAGGUCAAUCACGUGAGAGAUAUGGCUGCGGCUGUUCAAAGAUUGAGGACGUGUGCGCCACGGUUGGAAGUUGCGAGACUGAUUAAGAGGGAGAGUUUUAGGGAGCCGAUGAGGAAUCAUAGAGGUUUCGAAAGGAUGAACGUGGCGCUUGAUUGCUUGACGGGAGUAGAGGGACUGGUGGAUAAGAAGGCGGAUUGGACGAGGGAGUUUGGGAUGGAGGAGAUGGUUUUUGAGAGGAGAAAAUAGACAUGUUUUGCUGAUAUGAAUGACUAUUCAUCGAUCGGUAGAGUACAGCAUCAUAGAGAGCAAGAGGUAAUAAUCAGUCAUAAGGACUUACUUCUUAGACCUCGCCUCUCUAAAAACCACAAAACCACCCACCCUCAACCCUCCACCCAUCCCCCCGGUAUCAACGCCUCCGCGUUCCCCUCCUGCGCCUUCACAAAAGCUUCUCUAAACAGCCCCGCCUUCUCACUAUUCUCAAACCGAAGCGCAAGCGUCAAGUUCGUUGGCUUUCCCUCAGCCACAUCAUCCUUCGCGUUAAAUACCCAACUCCGAUCGCUCGUCGUAUUCAACGAUAUCUUAGUC